CAAGAAGCAGGGAAAAAAAAAAAAAAAAACAACCCUGCAUGUCAAGUCUGAGGAAAUGCUGUGGGAACUACAGCCAGGCACCUUUUUUUUUUCUUCUUCUUCUUCUCUCUUCUCCCCUCGUGUAGCUGAGAGGAAGGAAAGGAAGAAAGAGAAGUAGCUGGCUCAAAUGCGCCUCACGCUGCUGCCGGGGCUCGGGGGCUUGGCUGGAAGGAUCUAGUUGCUCUUCGGUGGCAGGAAAAGGAGCCACAGGACGAGGCAGAGACGGACACCCAGACAUGCCCGUCCCGUCAGGCUGCUGGCUCCUUCUCCUCUGCCUGGCCGCCGCUGGCAAACAGUUGUCACUACAAAUCACUCCGCCGUGUGAAAGUGAACAACACUAUGAAUACUCUGGACGGUGCUGCACAAAGUGUGAGCCAGGAAAGUAUUUGUCUGCUAGAUGCACUGGUACUUCUGAUAGCGUGUGCCAGCCAUGUGGCCCAAAUGAGUAUAUGGAUGUCUGGAAUGAAGAAGAUAAAUGCUUACUACAUAAAAUAUGUGAUCAAGGGAAAGCUUUGAGAGAAGUGAACCCAGGGAACAGCACGUUCCAGCGGCAGUGCGCUUGUACAACGGGCUACCACUGGGAUGAAGACUGCGACUGCUGCCAGCGAAAUACCAUAUGUGCUCCAGGAUUCGGAGUCGAGCACCCUGUGCAACAAGACAAGGACACAAUGUGUGCACCAUGUCCCAGGGGCUACUUCUCAAAGGUCGCUUCAUCCACCGACAAGUGUAAAUCAUGGACCAACUGUACAGCUCUAGGAAUGGCAGAAAUAGUGCCUGGGACUGACAAGUCAGAUGCCGUUUGUGCAUACCAGAAGGUGCCUGAGCCAUCGGAAGACGGAACAAACAGGAUCUUAUACGUGUUGAUUGUCAUCUUGUUUUUUGUGGCACUAAUUGGCAUUGUCAUCUUCAUCAUAUACUACAAGAAUAAGGGAAAAAAGCUGACAGCAGAUCUACAGAAUUGGGCUAACGAAGUGUGCAGCCAAAUAAAACGAACACAGGAGCCCUCCAGAGAUGUUACCGUGAACAUCACAAAUGCUGCUGAUCCCCAGACCUCUGAAGACAGGUGUCUCCUGGGCCCCACGGGCCCUCCUGCCCCUGGAAUCUCAUGCUGCACCGGUGGUCACGCUCCUUGCAGGAACGGGAGCCCCAGCACGGCGCCGUGUGAGGCGGGAGGGAACCUCCCAGAGCUUUCUGUGGUAACCAAGACUGAUGAUGACGACCAUUUCCCACCAGUUCCCACAGAAGAUGAAUACAUGGAUAAGGAUCUCAACACCACUGAUUAUUUAUCUUUACUGAGUCGGACUGCCAGUAAAACCAUAUCAUCAUUUUCAGAACCGAUGGAGGCAGGGGAGAACGACAGCUUAAAUCAGUACUUUUCUGGGAUUGGGAGCACAGAGGACGUAUCAGUUCCUCAAGGCUUUCACCCUUCCUCUGACACAGGUGGGGCACACACUGCCACGGACAAACUUCUUCAGAAAUCUUGCCAACAGGGCCACAGUUGCCUGAAGGAAACAGGCAACAAAGACACAGAUCGUUUUGCAACGAACUAUGACUCAGAGAAGAUCUGUGUGAGGUGUGGCAUUUCAUACAGGGAAUAUCCCAAAAAGUGGAGCAAACCCUGUUGUGCUGCAGCUGAUGGUGCCUCCACCUCCCCAGGAACUGGAUCCAAUGCACAGUGCACUUGUGGCUUGAAUUUUCUCUCUGCUGGUCAGAGCAAUCUAGCAAGUGAUCACAGUGUGGAAGAUGCAUCUUCAGACAGUACAAACAUGAAGUAUCAGAACACAAACAGAAGCACGUCAGGGACAAACAGAAGCACUUCAGGGACAAACAGCAGCACUUCAGACCUCCCUCCAGCAUCUGGAAAUGUGACUGGAAACAGUAACUCCACCUUUAUCUCAAGUGGACAAGUAAUGAAUUUCAAGGGCGACAUCAUUGUUGUCUACCUUAGCCAGAACUCCCAGGAGGGGACAGCGGCCUCGGGCCCAAGUGAGGAGAACGUGGGCAGCCCCGUGCAGGAGGAAAACCUCAGCCGCUGCGAGACUUUUGCGGGCAACACCCAGCACUACAAGGAGAAGUGUGCCGAGCUGCAGGGCAGCUGUCCACUGGUGGGGAGCGGGGGGCCCCGGUGGCCCCCGGGAACUCUGCCCCAGGAGCGGGGACUGUCCCACCACAGCCAGGCAUCACAGCCCGUGCAGGAGGAGGGGAAGCUGGGACACUUCUCAGAGAAGGUGUUGAACUGAGGCGAGACGGUGUCCUUGCUAUGGGCCUCAGCGCCAACAGGCAGCUCACGAGGGGGUGUGGGGCUGCCGUGGGGCUGCCGAUAUCCCGGGUGUCGUGACAGAUUCAGAGACUGUUGCUGCCUCUGGGUGUCUCCCGGGAAAUUUUACAGCUGGAAAGGACCCUUGUGGUGCACAUGCUGGUGGUGGUGCCCUCACUGAGCUGGUUACGGGUGAUGAUGCCCUCACUGAGGAGGUUACCAGCAGGGACAGUCACACGUUGGAAGCCGGGCAUGCUGCCUCCCUUGCAGAAGCAGUGGCAGGGCUCCCUUGCCUCCCUCACAAGGCGAUGGGCUCCCCCUUACCCCCUAAUCCCUUGCACCUCUCCCGGCAAACGACAAAGGAGAGUUGAGGAGAUCCUUUGGGACAGGGACUCUGUGGAGAGCAGUGUUGUGGGGUGCUCCCAGAGGGUGACAUGAUGGAGGUCGGCACUGAAAGGCACCCCUGAGCUCUACCUUGGGGUUUUCUUUUUGCCACUAAGUUGCACCUAUUUUGCUGAGUCUUGGGCCUUCUUGAUGCCUCUGUGGUGGUGGAGGGAAGGGGUGGCUACGUCUGCCGCUAAGCAUAGUGCUGCUGCCAACAUCUGCCUCCCUGUUGGGACCGGAUGGGUGGCAUCAGCCCUUUCCGUCUUUCCCCAAGGAAGCAGACACUCCAGUCUCAAACCAGUGCCAGAGCCAAGAUCCUGGCGUGCCCCUUAUUAUUUUGCAGAUAUGGAUAUGUGUAGUGCUGCCCCAAGCGAGCAUUAACUGGCAAAAUAGAGCUGGCAUGCCUUAGAAGCCUAUCAGAGUAACCCAGAGGAAAGAGCAUUUAGUUUUGGACUCUUGAUUCAUCUCUGACUUAUUACACCUCACCUGAGGAAGUCAUAGCCCUGAAGGUGAGAGUGAUGUGUGCCUGGCACACUGCUCCAUGAAUAACCACACUGAAGUUUGACACACAGAACUGCUAGCAGGUAAAGGAAGGAUCUAUGGUAACCAGCUGUGGACAUUUUCUGAGUGAUAGGAGAGGGAAGGAUUACCCAAAACCAGAGAUUUUAGUCAGGGUCAAAGACAUGUUCCUUCAUCUGCCUGAACAAUUUUGCCAUUCCCUCUGAUAUUUUCGUUGAUAAGCAGAGUUCAACUUCGGUAGAAUGAAGCUAUUUCCAGAGCUCAGCCUGUCUGAGUUGAAAUCAGAACGUAGCCACUAUUACACUGAGAACUGAUGAGCAGCAGCACCAAAGGGUUGGAUUUAAAUAAUAACAGCACUUGUAGUUAGAAGAGAGUCUCAACUUCUCAGUUGGCUUUGGUUCAGGUCCUGUAUCCUGCAGCCUCCUCCACCAGCCACUGUGGAGAGAGGUGAAGAGAACAGAGACUCAAGAAACUCCCAAGAGAAAAAGAUAACAUUUAUAAUGAUUUCCUGACAAGGGGUAAUUUUCUGACAUUCUCCUGCACACGUGAGUGCUGCUGGAGGCUAUCUUCAGUCUGAGCCUUCAGAAGGGUCAGUGCUGUGUUUCCUGCCGGACAGCAAAGAGAUCUCUUAUCUAGUGUGAUCUCAUCUACCCUGAUGAAAGAGAUCUUUGGUAAGAAGGGCUCCUCUCUGGGAAGGUUUUUAAUGCUGAGGAGUUCACUGCAUAGCUGCUCUGUUUGCAGUAGUACUGCUCUGGGGGUGAAGAACAUCUACAAAGCUGACAAAGUGACCACUGUGUCAUGAUGAGCUUCUCAUCCAUAAAACAAAAGGAUGGGCUUAGCCACCUUCGCCUCUCAGGAGAACAAUUCUGCAUUAUUUGUAUUUCUGGCAUAUAAAGUUCAUCACAGACAUGCAAACCUCUGUCUUAAGUGGCUGGCAAAUAUGAUGCAUGAACAACCCAUCUUCCUUUCACCUCGGCAUGGCCUUCAGAAAACUAGACCAUCCUAGCCUAGACUCAGCCAGGCAGGUGGGUUGUCCCAUUCAGUGAUGGCCCAAGCUACCUCUGCUCUUUUGGAGGUGUGUAACUGAGGCUCACCCUUAUCUGUGAUAUUCUUUUGUCUUUCCUGCUGGAUCCUUUACAACCUCUUUCUAGCCACUUCUGGCCUUAUUCUCUAUCCCCUAGCCAUUGGUGCAGUAGGGACAAGGAAGCAGAGCCACCAUCACCUCCAUGCAAGGUGGUGCAGAUAUUUUCCCACUUCAUCUUCAUUUUUUCAGUCUUGUUAUUCUGGAAAGCACUCAUCCCGGACAUCAGCCUCACCGGAAGGCAUUCAACCAGCCCCACAUACAGGGCAGGAGGGACCGGAUUUUUGUGCUCAGCUCUGGGUAAACUACCUGUCUGCAGGUCUGUCUCCUCCUCCUUCUCCCUCUGCAGCUUCUUUCUUCCCUUAGUUUGUAUCCAUCACCAGAGAGCAGGCUCAAAAUCCUGAUUUCAGAGAAGACAAUUAGAAGUUUCCUAAGUGUCCUCAGUGACCGAGCAAAGAUUGAAGCUCGAAUCAUCAGCAAGCAUGGCUGCUCCCUUACGGCAAACAUGAUGGGCCAACAGAUUCGAUUCUUUUUUUGCCUCCAGAGUCUACCCAAAGGUGAAGAAACCAUAUCACACCCAUCAGCAUGCUGCGUGAUCCCUGGGUCUUUGCCUGAAUGUUUAGACAUGGACCCCAAAUCCUCAUGAUUUCUUUUGUUGUCAGUUUGGAGCUAGGGCUGUUUUUUAACAUCUGUUUGUACAACAGGGCCCUAUGCAUUAGGCACUAAUGUGAAGGCUUCUGGCUGCUAUUGUAAUACACACAAUUAAUUAUAAUAAAAAUCUUAAAGAUCUA
Molecule: messenger RNA, 5071 nt
Organism: Columba livia (rock pigeon)
Lineage: Eukaryota; Metazoa; Chordata; Aves; Columbiformes; Columbidae
Gene: TNFRSF11A
Product: TNF receptor superfamily member 11a
Exons: 10
Coding region: 276-2279 (667 amino acids)
Biological process (GO): multinuclear osteoclast differentiation; positive regulation of bone resorption; response to interleukin-1
Cellular component (GO): external side of plasma membrane
Molecular function (GO): tumor necrosis factor receptor activity; cytokine binding
Source: RefSeq, a predicted model, not a curated record